Molecule: messenger RNA, 501 nt
Organism: Laccaria bicolor S238N-H82
Lineage: Eukaryota; Fungi; Basidiomycota; Agaricomycetes; Agaricales; Hydnangiaceae
Exons: 7
Coding region: 1-501 (166 amino acids)
Source: RefSeq, a predicted model, not a curated record
AUGCCGCCCACGGACUCUAUUGGAUGUUCUGAAUACCAGGGGGAGUGGGUUGUUCGUCAUUGUAUGCUUCCACACCAAAAUAAGUGCCCGAUGUCAAUACCUUGCCCGCCACUGUUCAGGAAGGUGCUAGGGCUGAAGCAUCAACCAUUCAUGCGAGUUCUACAUGAGGAGGACACAGCAUGUCGACUUCCUCGUCAACUUUCGUCCGCGCCACUUAAGACCACCAGCGAGAAGUGGUCGAAUAGGCCGGGAAGAAUGUGUGACGGCGAAGCUAAGAGGUUGGGGAAGUUCUGGCCACGAACAUACCUCAGGUCCUUCACGAACGAUCACUGCCUUGACUUACCCGCAUUGAAGCCGAAGCCCAGCGUCUUCGUUUCAAUUGAAGCGGUUCUACAAAAGCAGAACUUCCCGUUCUGCCGCUCAUCCCCUUCCAACCCAUCAUCACGCCCUUUCCACUGCCAACCCCCCACAAUUUCGCAACGCGUCGCCAUCCUAAACUAG